CACCUCCUUAUGUACAGAUUGGAGUAACUGCUGCUCCUCAUCUUGUUCUUCGUCACUGGUGGUGGAGUCUGAGUCAAAGAAUGAUGUAGUCCGUCCAUGUGCUGCUGGUGAGACUGGGGAGUCCUGUGCUGUGCUGUGCUGUCUGCUCCAUGUUUACUUGCAGUGAGCUGUCUCACUUGCUGUUUGGCUGCAAGUGCCAUGGUUUGUACUGCGCUUUGGACUUUGACUACUUCCUCAGCAGCCAAGAACUUCAGUUUUCGAAACCUGGGAUCCAAAGCAGCAGCAAGGAGGGUGAUGUUUGGAGAUCCAGAAAUAUGGGUAAACGAUACUUCUGCGACUAUUGUGAGCGCUCCUUUCAAGACAACAUGCAUAACAGAAAAAAGCAUGUUUACGGCGUGCAGCAUCAGCGAGCCAAAAAAGCCUGGUUUGAUCAUUUCAGAGGCUCUGAAGAUAUUUUAAAAGACGAGCAGGCAAAAAGACCCUGCCGGAAAUUCCUUCAAACAGGAAUUUGUGAUUUCGGCACCAGUUGCAGGUUUUCUCACAUGUCGGAGGCAGAUAUGUACCAUUUACGGAAAAAAGUGCAAGAUGAAAAACAACGACUGGAGGGUUCCGAGGACCCGAACGCGCCGGAGCCCAACGUGGACGUCUGGCUGUCCAACAGGGCAAAGCGAAGAAGCGGCCAGACCGGCAAAAGUGCGGAAGCCGAACGGGAAGAGGACCGAAUGCCGUUUGACGUCCCUCCGCAGAUAUUCUCCAUUCCUGACCUACCGCGCUCCCUGGUGCCGCCUCCUCCAGGCAGCUGGAAAGUCAAUAGUGACACUGAAUGGGGAUGAUCAAUGGAAAAACUAAAUAGAGUGUACUAGAUUUAACAUUGCAGGAAGGGUGUGAUGGUGAUACUGUAUAUCGCGACACUGUAGCCAAAAAGGUUAUCGAAAUGCUCCCGCCAAGAAUCAAUAUAUUGUUUUUAAAAGGUGUCACAGUAAAAAAAAAAAAGAAUAAAAUAAAGAAUAAAAAAUUUGCGACCAAAACCUCAAAUUAAGAUAAUGAGAAUCUUAUUGGUAUAUUUUAUAUAUGGCGAAAAACACUCAGGUGACUUGAAGUUCCGCUCUGAGACCCCCAAUUUGGCCAAAUUUGAAAAUUGUCCAAUA
Corythoichthys intestinalis (scribbled pipefish) is the source of this 1148-nucleotide messenger RNA. It is a transcript of the gene zmat5, whose product is annotated as zinc finger, matrin-type 5. The coding region runs from base 150 to 833 and encodes 227 amino acids. Gene Ontology annotation, molecular function: zinc ion binding. Gene Ontology annotation, cellular component: U12-type spliceosomal complex. The record is from RefSeq and is a predicted model, not a curated record. The transcript is spliced from 6 exons. NCBI's taxonomy places the organism in Eukaryota, Metazoa, Chordata, Actinopteri, Syngnathiformes, Syngnathidae.